AUGAAAAAUAUGAUGUUACUACUCUUAAGCUUACUUUUAAUAAGUUGUUUAGAGAGUUUACCAAAAGGGGAUUUUUGUACUUGUAAUUAAAUUCUGAGUUAUAAUGACUGUGUUUAAUCAAUUAAAUGUGAAUGGAACAACACUUAAGGUGUUUGUGAAGAUAGUAAAUCUGUAGAUUUGUGGUCAUAUUGUUAAGUAAACUCUGCAGAUUGUUCAGUGUAGAUUGGAUGUGCUUUUUAAGAAAGAAUUUGUAAACCAUUUAGUGGUUGUACAGUGUAUUAAGCAAAAACUCAUGAAUUAUGUUAAUAAAUUAGUCAUUUAUGUUCAUCAAAUGGUGAACACUGUAUUUAAAUAGAAUUGAUAUGUGAUAAUUUCAAUGAGAAUUAGAUAGCUUGUUAAUCGAAUUUGGAUGGCUUUCCAUGUUAUUGGAAUAAUGAAAUAAAGAAAUGUUAUGAGAUAUAGAAAUGUAAUGAAUUACCCUUAUCCUACUCUACUCAUGAAUCUUGUUAUGAAGCAGGAUAAAAGAAGUAAUUAUAAUGUACAACUAAAGAAGGAGGAGGUUGUAUAGAUAUAGGAACAGAUUGCAAAAUAUAAGAAAAGAAAGGAUGUGUGGUGAAUAUAUUUAACAGCCCUUGUUUUUGGGAUGGAUCUACUUGUAAAGAUAAAAUUUGUAUUAAUGCUCCUACAUCUUAUAUAACCCAUGAAUAAUGUCAAACUUAUUUAGGUUCAUGUUCUUUGAAUAGUGAUAAUAAAGGAUGUAUGGAUAUGCCAUCAUCAUGUGAAGAAUAUUCUACUGAACCAUAAUGCAUUUAAAUUAAUGAACAUCUAUGCUUUUGGUCUAUUCUAACUUGUAAUGAUGAUGAUUAAUAAUGUUAGCCUAUUUCACGAUGCAAAUAAUGGACUUGUGAAAAUGCUGAACCUUCAUAUUCUACUGACACUUUAUGUCAACAAUUCAAAAGUGAUUGUACUGUGAAUAAUACUAAUAAUGGUUGUAUUAAGAGAUUGGAAACUUGUUCUUCUUACACAACUUAAAAUCAAUGUGUGAUUGUAUUAGAUGGAAAAACAACAUGUUAUUGGAAUGGAACCAAAUGUGUUGAUAAUUUAUGUCACAAUGCUGUCCUUAAUAAAUAUGAUUUACUAUCUUGUAGCGAAUUUCUUUCAUCAUGCACUGCUGUUAAUAAUUAAUGCACUCUAAAAACCUGUUCAACAUAUCCUACUGAAAAUCUAUGUAGUGUUGAUUAUCAAAACAAAAAAUGUAUUUGGAGUGGUUCCUGUACAUUAAAAACAUGUGAAAAUGCUAGUAAAGAAUUAACCACACAUUAAGAAUGCUAAUAAUGGUUAAGCAGCUGUACAGUGAAUUCAAAUUUAAAUGGAUGUCAAAUUUUGGAAAAAGUUUGCAAUGUUUACAAAAAGAAAGAUUAAUGUUACUUAACAGGGAAUAAUAAAACUGAAUGUUUAUGGAUUGAUGAAUAAUGCGUCUAAAAGAGCUGUUCUACUGCUAGUUUAGAGAUACAAUCAGAUGAAGAAUGUACAAAUUAUUUAGAUGGAUGCAUGAUUAGUAAUUAAAAGAAAGGUUGUGUUAAUCGUAAGGCAACUUGCACAGAAUUAUUAGAACACUAAUGUUCUAUAACUAGUUCAGGAUCAUUUUGUUUUUGGAAUGGAUAAUAAUGUGUAAUAAGAUAAUGUACUUAAGUAUUUUAUUAUUCAUUUAAAGCUUGUAAUACAUUUUUAUAAACAUGUACUGUAAAUUUUGAUGGUACCUAAUAUAAUGGAUGUAUAACUAAACAAAAUAAAUGUAAUGGAUAUACUAAUGAAUUAAUGUGUAUUGAAAGUUUAUCAGAAGGUAAAUGUGUUUGGAAUUAGAAAGUUAUUCCAAAUAUUUGUGAAGUAAGAUCUUGUGAAAAUUCAAAUUAAAUGACAAGUGAUGAAGAAUGUAAUCAAUUUUUAGGAAUUUGCACAGUAAAUAAUUCUAAAACUGGAUGCAUUAAACGUUAUGAAAAAUGCAAUGAAUAUGAUAAUGAAGUAAAUUGUAGAAAAACAAAAUCUGAAUCUGAAUGCAUUUGGUAUAAUGAUGUCUGCAUAAAUAAAACAUGUGAUAAAGCUAAUAAAACUUAUACUAGUCAUGAUGAAUGUCAAUCUUAUAGUAAGAAAUGUACAACAAAUGGCAAAGGAUGUAUUUAAAUUGAUACAUGUUCUUCAUACACAACUAAAUAAGGAUGUGUUUUUGAUUAAAACAAUUAAUCUUGUACAUAUUUUCCUAGUUGCAAUCUAAGACUAUGUACAGAUGCUCCUUAAAAUUAUUCCACUGAUGAAUAGUGUAAAAAUUAUAUGUAAGAAUGUACAACAAGUGGUAAUGGAUGUGUAUUAAGAACUGAAUGUUCAGAUGCUUAUAUUGAAUAGGCUUGUGUUACUGAUUCAACUGGUUAAUAGUGUAGAUGGAUUAAUAAUAAAUGUGUAGUUUAUAGUUGUUCAAGUGCUCCCACUUAAUUUUAGACUGAAAUGGAAUGCCAAUUAUACAAACAAGGAUGUACUGCAAAAUAAUCUGGAGGAUGUAUAACUAAAGGUCUUUGUAAAGAUGCUAAAAUAUCAUAAGCUUGUACAACUGAUAUAUAUGGAAAUUUAUGCAGAUUUUAUAAAGAUGGAUGCAGAGAAGCUAUUUGUUAAGAUUUUGCAUAUAAAACUCAUUAUCAAUGUGUUAAAAUAGAUUCUAAUUGCACAUCUGAUGGAGUAACAUGUGUUACUUAAUCAUAAUGCAAUACUAAAUCUUAAAGUGGUUGCUUUUUAGGUUCAGAUGGACCAUGUUUAUGGAUUGGAAAUUCAUGUUAUCAAUAUUCAUCUUGUACAUCUCUAUAAUUUUAAACUCAUGAAGAAUGCUAUAAAUUUAAUAAUGAAUGUACAACUGAUGGAAAUACUUGUGUUCCAAUUGAUAAAUGUGAAAAACUAACAUAAUUAGGAUGCUAAGUAGGAACUGAUGGAUAAUGUGUAUUUUUACCAAAUACAAAUGAAUGCAAAGUUUUUAAAAAUUGUAAUUAAUUUGAAUAUCAAACUCAUCAAGAUUGUCAAAGUAUAAAUAAACAAUGUACUACAGAUAACAAAAAAUGUAUUGAUUUGUAAGAAUGUUCUUCAUAUACUACAAAAGAAAAUUGUUAUUUAAAUAAUCUCUAAUAAUAAUGUAAGUUUGAUGAAAAUGAUAAUAAAUGUAUUGAUUUAGUAUGCUCUCAUUUAAAAUUUGCAACACAUAAUGAAUGCAAUUAAUAAUUAAAUACUUGUACAACUGACAGUAAAUAAUGUAUUACAAUCGAUAAAUGUGAAACUUAUAGUAAAGUAUUUUGCGAUAUUGCAUAUGGAAUAGAAAGCAUAAUUGAUGAUUAAUCCAAAUAAAGUUAUAAAAAUAUAAAUAAAUGUAGAUUUGAUACAAAACAAAAUAAAUGCCAAUUAAUUAAAUGUUCAGAUUUAUAAAAGAAUUGCUCUUAAAUUAGUAAAUGUGUUGAUAAUGGAAUAAGAUGUGUUGAUUAAUCAAAAUGUGAAAUAUAUGAGACAGAAAAAGGAUGUAAAUAAGGUGGAAGUGAUGGUGAAUGUGUUUGGCAUUUAGAAAAUGGAGUAGGAAAAUGCAAACUUAUGACAUCAUGUUCAGAUGCAUCUACUAAUAAAGAAGCAUGCCUUUAGAAACCAUGGAUUUGUUAAUGGACUGAAAAUUCAACCAAAACUAUUUGUGCAUAAUAUACAUGUUCAUCAAAAUAUAAAGAAACAGGAUUCUGUUUACCAAUCUUAGAUUUCUCUUAAAAGAAUUAUUAAAUAUGUUCUAUGACUGGUUAACUUUGUGUAAACACAAAAAUAGAUUCUUUAACAGCAUCUACUUGCUUUUAAUCUACUAAUUAUACAUACACAUGGGAUUCUGCUCGUAAACUUUGUUGGUAAUGUGGAAAAUAAUUUACAAAUUCAAACAAAUUAAAUUCUUCUGACCACCUUAACUAAACCCAAGAAGAUAUCUUCGCUUCAAUAUUAUUGCCAAUGUUCAUUCUGAUAUUUAGUUUAUAUAUUUGA
Messenger RNA from Paramecium sonneborni, 4044 nucleotides. Lineage: Eukaryota; Ciliophora; Oligohymenophorea; Peniculida; Parameciidae. The record is from the annotation of a GenBank genome assembly.